Molecule: messenger RNA, 825 nt
Organism: Musca vetustissima
Lineage: Eukaryota; Metazoa; Arthropoda; Insecta; Diptera; Muscidae
Product: ERC protein 2-like
Exons: 5
Biological process (GO): maintenance of presynaptic active zone structure; regulation of synaptic plasticity; neuromuscular synaptic transmission
Cellular component (GO): cytoskeleton of presynaptic active zone
Molecular function (GO): structural constituent of presynaptic active zone
Source: RefSeq, a predicted model, not a curated record
AUGUCACAUGGUCUGGAUUAUCCAAGAGCCCCCCGUUAUCAGUCCUUGGAUAGAGGUGGUCUGGUUGAUCAUCAUGAUCGUGAGUUCAUACCCAUACGUGAGCCCAGAGAUCGUUCGCGAGAUCGAUCACUGGAGCGAGGUUUAUAUCUGGAAGAUGAACUCUAUGGGCGUUCGGCAAGGCAGAGUCCUAAUCCGUUGGGUUUUAACUCGGGCAUACCGCCAACGGAUCGAGCGUAUUUGGGCGAUUUACAACAUCAGAAUACAGAUCUGCAGAGAGAGCUGGGUCAACUUAAACGCGAAUUGGAGUUGACAAAUCAAAAACUCGGUAGUUCCAUGCACAGUAUUAAGACUUUUUGGUCACCCGAACUGAAAAAGGAACGAGCCCUCCGCAAAGAAGAAAGCGCGAAGUACAGUUUGAUCAAUGACCAGCUGAAAUUGCUAAGCACAGAAAAUCAGAAACAAGCAAUGUUGGUGCGUCAAUUAGAAGAGGAGCUGCGUGCUCGUAUGCGCCAACCGAACAUUGAGAUGCAGCAACAAAUCGAGGCGGUCUACGCGGAAAAUGAUCAUUUGCAGCGUGAAAUUAGCAUUUUGCGAGAGACAAUCAAAGAUUUGGAGUGUCGUGUCGAAACACAAAAACAAACUUUGAUUGCACGCGACGAAAGCAUUAAGAAAUUAUUGGAAAUGUUGCAGGCCAAGGGCAUGGGUAAAGAAGAAGAACGUCAAAUGUUCCAACAAAUGCAAGCAAUGGCCCAAAAACAGGUAAUUAUUUUGCAAUGUUUUUUUCUUUACAUUUUUGUUCCGAUCGAAAGACACAAAAUAUUAUUU